AAGGCAGAAAAAAAUUGCUACAAAAUAGCUUGCUUUAGACACAUUUAGUCGUGUUUUGCUUUGAACAGAACAAGUUUAUUGUUUAUUUACUCUCAAAAUAAAGACUUGCUGGAUCUCAAAUUAACAACUUGAUCUUAAGAAUUCUAAUUUAUAUUGACUAGCUUUAAAGUAACAACGACUACAAAAAUGAUGAACGAUUAUGUCGAUUAUUUCACAUUUUCAUGUGACUUCGAGACAGCAGAAACGACAAGAAAAUUGAACCUUUACUUCUAUCCACGUGACAACAGCUUAGAACUGUAUGAUAUUGGCAUGAAAAGAAUCUUGUUGAAGAGAACAAUAACUGAGAUUUCAUUAAAUGACAUUUAUAUCGGAGCUAAGUUGACAAUUUACGGAAAGAAGAUUGUUGUGAGGAACUACGGAAAUCAAAUGACUGAACAGAAAAUGAGCAAGAUGAAGCAAAGAACCUUCUUCAUGAUUAAGCCAGAAGCACGGGAUUUUAUUGGCGAAAUAAUCUCCAAACUAGAGAAGCAUAAACUGCACAUAAGAAACUUAAAGACUGUUAAAUUACAAUCAUUAUCUGCUGUUCAGUUCUUGAAUCAGCAUAAGACAUCUGAGGAUGGUGUCACAGCAAAUAUGGAGAAUUUGACAUCAGGCUUAGUCACUGUAAUGGAAAUAAUCGGUGAGAAUGCUUACGAGCAGUUGAAAAAUAUUUGUGGAUCAGCAAAUUAUGAUGAAGCUAAAAGCAAUCAGCCAUUGUCACUAAGAGCACUUUAUGGAUAUGACAAUAUAAGAAAUGGUGUUUUAAUUUCUGAAAAAUUUGAUUCUAAUCAGCAUGACCUUGAAUUUUUCUUUCCACGUUUGAAUAAUCAACUUAAAGUUCAGGCCAAAUUCUAUAAAACAACUUUGUGCAUCAUUAAGCCACAUGCAGUUAAAGAUGGGAAGAUUGGUGAAAUAAUUAAAAUGAUCAUGGAAAAUGGAUUUUCAAUUACAGCUAUGAAAAUGAUCUCACUAAGCCGUAAACAAUGCGAGUCAUUCUAUGAAAUCUACAAAGGAGUUGUUGAGGACUAUUCCUUAAUGGUCACUCAACUACAAAGUGGAAUAUGCUUAGCUAUGGAAGUUCAAAGUAACGAUGAAAAUGUUCAAUUGAAAUUUAGAAGCCUCUGCGGACCUGCAGAUCCUGAAGUUGCUAAAAUACUUCGUCCGAACACACUGCGUGCUCAUUUUGGAGUCGAUAAAAUAUUAAAUGCCGUCCAUUGCACAGAUUUAAGUGAAGAUACAUUGUUGGAGUUGGAGUACAUUUUUAAGCAUUUUGAAUGAAUAUUUUUUUGUGGAUCCAGUAGAUUUUUUAUACUGAAAAAUUAAUUUAUGCUGUAUUUUGCAUGAUUUAUAAUUUAAC
Chironomus riparius is the source of this 1396-nucleotide messenger RNA. The record is from the annotation of a GenBank genome assembly. Lineage: Eukaryota; Metazoa; Arthropoda; Insecta; Diptera; Chironomidae.